Erinaceus europaeus (western European hedgehog) is the source of this 2952-nucleotide messenger RNA. RefSeq names its product vomeronasal type-2 receptor 116-like. The record is from RefSeq and is a predicted model, not a curated record. The annotation marks the transcript as partial. NCBI's taxonomy places the organism in Eukaryota, Metazoa, Chordata, Mammalia, Eulipotyphla, Erinaceidae. Gene Ontology annotation, biological process: G protein-coupled receptor signaling pathway. Gene Ontology annotation, cellular component: membrane. The transcript is spliced from 13 exons. Gene Ontology annotation, molecular function: G protein-coupled receptor activity.
AUGUGCCUGCACAGAUCACUGCAUACUAUUGCCAAGGCUGACAACAUCAGCACUGUGCUGAGACUUCCAUCCAUGGCCACCAGUAUACCGCGUCACCACAGGGAGGCCCCUAUCUGGGAGCCUCAGCAGGGCCUAGAAAUCCAAAGAGACUUGGUCCCUGUGAUAAUAAACCAGGUGAAGGACCUUAAGGCUCUGUGGAUGCUCUCAGACACGGCCCUCAGUCUGAGAGCAGACCCCCUGAGCACCACUUCUCAUAUUGACGAUCACUUUGGAGACCUCAGGACAUGGUUUUGUCCUGGUUUUGAGGACAAGCAGAAAUCUUUACCUCUAUUUUGCAACGUGGACGUGGACAUUUCUCCCUGCCCUCUAUUCCUGAAGCCUAGUGUUUACAGGGACGGGGACCUGCUGCUGGAUGGCUUCUUCCCCCUCUACUCUUGGAAAUCACAACUAGACCUACAACAACUCUAUUGGCUGUCCAAGCCAAUCCAAACUUCACCUGAAUGUUUUCAAAAUGUCUUAUUGGAGAAGUUAGUGGUUUACACUACAGUUGUCACGCUUCCAAAACUGAGCAACUCCAUGCAGCAUGAUGGUGAACAUUGGCAUUGUUCGUCACCUUCAGAUAAGUGGUCAGAUAAUUGGGUCUGUGAAAAUACUUCUGAAGCAGACAUCUUAGAGAGUUCAACUACUGUUUUCUGCUAUAUUCAUGAAUCCUCUCUGGCUGUUGGUGGUGUUGUGUAUUGCACUGAGGAAUACAUAGCCUGCGGCAAGGUCGUUUUUAACAUAACCUUUGUGAUACCCACCCUGGCAUACAUCCAGGACAUUGUUGGCUUCAUCUUUAGUUUUCUUCAUGGCUCAAAUGUUGUGUGGGAGUUGCACAAUUAUCAUUACAUUCUGGCCUUUCUCUUUGCCAUUGAAGAGAUCAACAAGGACCCCCGUCUGCUGCCUAAUUUCACACUCGGUUUCAAUCUCUACAACGCCUUUAAUAAAAAUGACAAGCCUUUGGAGAACAUCUUCUUUUGGUUCUCAGGAGGGAAUCAGACUGUCCCUAAUUAUAGCUGUCAGAAACAAAGCAAAUCUGCCGCCAUUAUUGCAGGAACCACACCAGAAUUCUCAUCAAAUAUUUCACCGCUUUUGGAACUCUACAAAAUUCCACAGGUCACUUAUGGACCAUAUGAUUCUUUACUGAGUGACAAAGAUCAGUUCCCAUCACUCUAUCAAAUGGCUGCUAAAGACAACUUCCUGACACAUGGACUGGUUUUGCUAUUCUUGCAUUUUGACUGGACUUGGGUGGGAAUAAUUGUUUCUGAUGAUGUAAAAAGUUAUAAAUUUGCCUCAAUGUUGGAGGCAGAGAUGUUGAAAAAAUAUAUCUGUACAGUCUUUAUGCUGACAUUACCUAUCUCAUGGAUAUGGAAUGACAAUUUAGAUGUUGAAAAUAUACCUCGCCUAGCUGAUCAUGAAAAAGUAAAUGUCUCUGUAUUGCAUGGUGAUUCUCAAAUUAUUAUGGGUGUAUACUUCUAUGGAAGAACCUUUGAACUUGUAGAGUUUAUACCAGGAAAUACAAUCAUGUCUGAAUCCACCUAUAUUGUCUACAAUGCUGUGCAUAUAGUAACCAGAGCACUCCACGAGAUGUUUCAGGAGGAAACAGAAACAGGAUUGAAAAGAGAUGCAAACAUCCCAAUGCUUCUCUCUUGGCAGCUUCACUUACUUCUCAGAAACAUCCACUUUACUAACAGCAUUGGGGAACACAUAUCCUUGGAAGACCAAAGAAAGUUAGUAAAACGAUACGAUAUCCUGAACACUGUGUCAUUUCCUGCAGCUCAUGACUUCCUAGUUAAGGUGGGAGAGUUUGUCAUCAAUGGUCAAAAUAACCAAACCUUGGUCCUCAAUAAAGAGGCCAUAGAAUGGCCUAUUGAACUGGAAAAGGCUCCCAUAUCUGUGUGCACACAGAAGUGUGGUCCAGGAUUCAAGAAAGUUAUACAGGCUAAGGCAAUCUGCUGCUUUGAAUGUGUCUUUUGUCUGACAGGGGAGAUUUCAAAUACACAAGAUGCACAAGACUGUAUCCAGUGCUCAGACCAAGAAUAUUCAAACCAAGAGAGAACACACUGUCUCCCCAAGUUGGUGACCUACUUGUCCAUUGAAGAUUCCUUGGGGAUGGCUCUGGCCUGCACAGCUUUGUGCGUCUCUGUCAUCACAGUGGUGGUUUUGUGGAUCUUUGUGAAGCACCAAGACACCCCCAUAGUCAAGGCCAAUAACAGGACUCUUAGCUACAUUCUACUCAUCUCCCUCCUCCUCUGCUUCCUCUGCUCCUUUCUCUUCAUUGGUCGGCCACACCCUGUCACCUGCGUCCUCCAGCAAAUCACAUUUGGACUUGUGUUCACUGUGGCUCUUUCCACUGUGUUGGCAAAAACCAUUAUUGUCCUGUUGGCAUUCAAAUCCAUGAAGCUGGGAAGAACCAUGAGGUGGCUGUUGGCAUCAGGGGCUUCUAACUAUGUCAUUCCCAUCUGCACUCUUGUCCAAGUGGUUAUCUGUGGCAUCUGGCUGGGAUUGUCUCCCCCCUUCAUUGAUGUAGACACACACUCUGAGCCCAGGCACCUGCUCCUCAUGUGUGACAAGGGCUCAGUCGCUGCCUUCUACUGUGUGCUGGGCUACCUGGGCUCCUUGGCCCUGGUCAGCUUCUCCUUGUCCUACCUUGUCCGCAACCUGCCUGACGCCUUCAAUGAAGCCAAGUUCUUGACCUUCAGCAUGCUGGCGUUCUGCAGCAUCUGGGUGACCUUUCUGCCUGUCUACCACGGUUCCCAGGGCAAGCGCAUGGUGGCCUUGGAGAUCUUCUCCAUCUUGGCCUCCAGUGCUGGUCUCCUCGUAUGCAUCUUUGCUCCCAAGUGUUACAUUAUUCUGAUUAGACCUGACAAGAACUCUUUGAAAUACUUAAAGAUGAGAUCAUCCCAUAUUCAU